This is a messenger RNA of Peniophora sp. CBMAI 1063, 2058 nucleotides long. Lineage: Eukaryota; Fungi; Basidiomycota; Agaricomycetes; Russulales; Peniophoraceae. The record is from the annotation of a GenBank genome assembly.
AUGACGGCAGUACGUGACGAGAACGACCAACAGGCGCGCGACUUAUCUGCCGCGCGUGCGGCGAGUGCGCUCGAUGUCCAGGCGCUGGGGCACUAUAUUCACGGCGCCUCUCAAGCACUCGAGUCUCGAAGUCGAAUUUCGCAGACGCUCGCGCGUGACCCGCUCUUCGCCGGACCAGCGCCUACAACGCGUCCAGACGUAUAUGCCCGGUCUAUGGCACAGAUGAACAGGCUAUACGCACUCCAGGAAAAUGAUGGCUGGACGGAGCAGGAUGUUGAAGCUGCAAUGGGCAUGUUGGGCGAAGGAACUGGCAUGACGCUGCACCAUUCCGCCUUCGUCCCCGUUUUUCUCGCACAGGCCUCGCCCGAACUUCUCGAGCAGUUCGGAACGCUCGCACGUACCCGUGGUAUCAUCGGCUGCUACCUCCAAACCGAACUUGCACACGGAAGCAACGUGGACGGACUGCAGACGACCGCUACGUAUCUGCCUGAGACUGAUGAAUUUGAGUUGCAUACACCCACGCUUGGGGCACGCAAGUGGUGGAUCGGCGCCCUUGGACACACGGCGACGCAUGGUGUAUUGCAAGCGCAACUGAUUCUCAAGGGAAAGAACCACGGGCCGCAUCUCUUCUUCGUGCAGUUGCGAGAUCUAGCUACGCAUGUACCGUUACCCGGUGUCUCAGUCGGUGAUAUCGGGCCAAAAGUGCACAGCGCAUGGCGCGCGACGGACAAUGGAUACGCCAGCUUCAACCGGGUGCGAGUACCACGGACGUGGAUGCUUAGCCGAUUUGCGCAGGUCACUAGAACAGGCGAGUACGUCCGCCCUCCGCAUGCAAAGAUAGCAUACGGCGGGAUGAUGUACCUCCGUGCGGGUUUCACAGCACAAGCAGGUUGGACAUUGGCCAAAGCGAUCACUAUCGCGAUCCGGUACACUACGAUACGACGGCAGGGUGCGCCGGACCCGACGUCUAUCGACCCAUCGGCAGCAGUUCCGGGUGCCCCGAUGCUCGAGAUGCCGGUUCUGAGAUACCCGUCGACAUACGCCCGUUUACUGCCUGUUCUGGCUCGUGCGUAUGUUCUGAUAGGUCUCGGACGCUCCAUGAUCGCAACGUUCCAGAGUUUUUCACAGUCACUCGCCAACGGAGACACGUCCGCUCUGGGAGAGAUGCACGCGCUCACCAGUGCGCUCAAAGUGUAUGCCACCAGCACAGGCGUGCGAGACAUAGAGGUAGCGCGCCGAAGCAUGGGCGGGCACGGCUUCUCGGCGGCUGGCGGUGUUGGCCGCAUCUACGCGCAAUACCUCCCAGCCGUGACAUUCGAAGGCGACAACUUUGUACUCGACCACCAGGUCGUACGCGCGGCAGUUAAAGCGUAUACGUAUGCACGGACCCAUACCAAUUCACCACUCCCGCCCUCGUCGGCGUAUCUUCGCCUGCUCAAGACUGCGCCCCCAACCUUCACGAAGGAUAGGGAUUGGGCAGACCCCCGGAGAAUGGCGAUGCUCCUUGAGAUGCGCGCUGCACGGGUUGUCGAGGCGCGCGCGAGUGGCGGCGAAGACGCUGAUGAUCCUGGUGUGGCCGCGCGUGUCAGCAAUGCUGUUGCAGCCGCUUUCGUAGGCGCUCAAGUCGUUGGCAUGAUCGAUGCUCUCGGCGCGAGCGGGCUUGAUGCGAGCGAACAGACUGCCAUUGCAAACUUAUAUGUUCUUUUCCUACAAGCCGAAGUUGAGGGCUGCUUGGGCGACUCGUAUCAGUUCGGCUUGUUGCAGGGUGAAGCGGCCGCGCAGUCGUUGAGGCGCGCUCUGGGGACGACAUGUGUGGAUGUGCUACCCCAUGCCGUCAUACUUGUCGACGCAUUUGCAUUUCAAGACUGGGAACUAGAUAGCACGCUCGGUGUUGCUGACGGUCGAGCCUACGCACGUUUGAUAGACCGGGUGGAGACGGAUGAUAUGAAUAUCGACGAGGCUCAUGCGCGAAAGGUAUACGAGGAGAGCAUUCGCCCGAUCUUGCACCGGGGGAAGAGGAUGGCUAUCGAAGAGGUGGCCGUCGUGGCUAAACUGUAG